UGCGUCUCUACCUAGGUAAUUAGCCAAGGUGUGGUGCCUCUCUAGACGGUCUCUACCUUAUCUUAUAGCCAUAAAUGGAAGUCGAUGGUCGGAUAUUUUGAGUGCAGCGUCGGGAUCUUUGGCCCCCGAGGGGGCUGUCUAUGGGGAGGGUUUCGCAGCAGCCUUUCAGUCUCGCUUGUGUUGUUCCCGAAAGGGGCCGAUCUCUUCGUUGCUUUCACGUCCCUGGUGGUUCUCCCAUUUAUUUUGGGAUGACAAGUGCACUUUCGUUUUUCCCAGCUAAGGGGACGGAGGAUUUAUUAUCUCCUUCCUCGGGGCGUUUUCUUGUUUUCUUGUUUUCUUGUUUUCUUGUUUUCUUGUUUUCUUGUUUUCUUGUUUUCUUCUUUUCUUCUUUUCUUCUUUUCUUCUUUUCUUCUUUUCUUCUUUUCUUCUUUUCUUCUUUUCUUCUUUUCUUGUCUUCUUGUCUUCUUCUUUUCUUUUCUUCUUCUGUUCCUCCCUUUCCUUUAUCGACAUUCAGCCUCUUCCUUGCCUUGUUUUCCAUUUUAGACCGUUCAUAAUUUCUAUAAUCAGUGAUGCAAGGCGUAAAACGCGCACCGUUCCACUUCGCGUCACUAGCACGAAACCUACACUCGAAACGGUUUGCCAUGACACCACGAUUCGAGAAAGAAGACAGUCAAACCAGCAGCUGAACAGCCAUGGCGGAUCCGAUUCCUACUACUAUGUCUGCAGAGAAAGCCUCGUGAUUCGGCGGUCUAAACGGUCGCGG
Sodiomyces alkalinus F11 is the source of this 763-nucleotide messenger RNA. RefSeq lists its product as hypothetical. The coding region runs from base 141 to 554 and encodes 137 amino acids. NCBI's taxonomy places the organism in Eukaryota, Fungi, Ascomycota, Sordariomycetes, Glomerellales, Plectosphaerellaceae. The transcript has a single exon. The record is from RefSeq and is a predicted model, not a curated record.